This is a messenger RNA of Meira miltonrushii, 1303 nucleotides long. RefSeq lists its product as uncharacterized. Gene Ontology annotation, biological process: 'de novo' protein folding. NCBI's taxonomy places the organism in Eukaryota, Fungi, Basidiomycota, Exobasidiomycetes, Exobasidiales, Brachybasidiaceae. The record is from RefSeq and is a predicted model, not a curated record. Bases 339 to 995 code for a protein of 218 amino acids. Gene Ontology annotation, cellular component: endoplasmic reticulum membrane; endoplasmic reticulum. The transcript has a single exon.
CAGCGAAACGCGACUGUAAAGGCAACUGAACAGGGACACUGAACGCGCGCAUCGAUUCUAUAUUGAGCGUUUCUUUUUAAACACAAUUCCAAUUACAACCCAAAAACACCAAUAAAACUUCUUUUUCUUACCAAGAUCCUCAUCUUUUUCGGCAAUCUUGAGGUCCAAGCUCAUUUAGUCUUCACUUUUUGAGAUCAUCCAUCCGGCAUCCAACAAACACUAGUUGCAGAUCAAUUUGAUUUAGCUUUGCUCAAUACAUCACUCUUUUGACGGCGAUCUACUUGGACACUUCAGCAUUCAUCCAGCCAUCUCAUAAAACCCAGCUCCGGUUUACAGCAAUGUUGCGUUCAUAUAUCGCCUCUUUGGCUCUCAUCACAGGACUACUGACAGGAUCUACACUUGGACAAACGUUCGCCAAUAAUGUGACAGGUAUAUCAGGAACAUGGUCAACCGGAUCAGGUCACGUUCGAACAGGACUAGGAUUCUUCAAUCCGAUCACAAAGAAUUUCACAAUGCCUUCAACUUCAGGAACCUCAUACAGUUUCACAGAUGAUGGAUUCUUUGAAACUUCAACAUUUACCUAUAAAUCAAAUCCACAAGUUAACAGAUGUUUCACUGCAGCACUAUCAUGGCAACACGGAAAGUUUACCUUUAACGCAAACAACUCUUUGUCUCUUUCACCUUUCCCAGCCGAUGGAUUCGUUCAAGUUAUCAGCCCAUGUGCAGGACAAACAGUACAGAUGUUUCAUUACAGUCAAUUCGAAUUGAUACCUAUGUGGAACAUCUACACCGAUCCUCAUCCAGGAUUCCAAUCGGGAGGCGGUUCAGCAUAUGCAAUGACAUUGUACAACGAUGGAGGAAAUGGACAAGCAGGAGCAGCAAAGAAUGUGAUGUGGUUAGUAGAAAGACCGCCAGCAAUGUUGCCAACAGAACAAUUAUACCAAGAAGUUCUCAAUUCAGUCGGAGCAGAAGGUAGCGGUGAUGCUAAAUCAUGAUGAUCGCUCUUUGCUCUCUGUGAGGAUCACAACAUUUAUGGACACUUUUUUUUGGGGGAUCAUCCAGAUAUACACACCAUCAUUCGUUUCAGGCACUUGCAUAUCCUGCACCUUCAGGACACUCCCUCCCCCCACUUGGUCAAUCAUCACAGCACAGCGCGGCGCAUGUCUUACCCCGGCUGGUAUAAGGCAUAUUAUCAUUUGAAAUGAUCAAUUCCGAUAACAUCCCUCUUUCUCUCACUCAACCACACAACACACAUAUACGCACCUCUUUUUUGUGCUUAUCGAAUACGCACAUUCAUUUCUUU